Aspergillus ibericus CBS 121593 is the source of this 1453-nucleotide messenger RNA. Its product is annotated as lactate 2-monooxygenase. The record is from RefSeq and is a predicted model, not a curated record. NCBI's taxonomy places the organism in Eukaryota, Fungi, Ascomycota, Eurotiomycetes, Eurotiales, Aspergillaceae. The coding region runs from base 41 to 1252 and encodes 403 amino acids. The transcript is spliced from 4 exons. Gene Ontology annotation, molecular function: FMN binding; oxidoreductase activity.
CUGGGUGUCUACCUAAUUAGCACGAUUUGGCUCACACAAUAUGUCGGUAAACUAUGGCGACUAUCAGUCAGAGAUCUAUGGUCGAGGAGCAAUGACGGGCGUCCUGCCCAGCGUUACUACCGACCCUCGCCUACUCGAGGAACAGGCAAAGAAGGCCUUGGGGGCCCGUAGCUUCAACUAUGUUGCUGGCGGAGCUGGAGAGAAAGCUACCAUGGACAGCAACCGGCUGGCAUUUCGACAAUGGAAGCUGAUACCGAGAAUGCUGAAGCAGAUGAAUGAUCAAAACCUUUCAGUAAACCUCUUCGGUCAAGACUAUCCGACUCCACUUCUCAUGGCACCUGUCGGAGUCCAGUCUAUAUUUCAUGACGAUAAGGAGACUGGCCUCGCAGAAGCUUGUGGAAAUGCCGGGGUUCCGUAUAUCCUCAGCACAGCGAGUUCCUGCUCAAUUGAAGAGGUCGCAAAGGCGAAUGGGGACGGCAAAAGAUGGUUCCAGCUUUACUGGCCGCGGGACGAUGAGAUCACUUUGUCGUUGUUGAAACGCGCCAAAGAAAACGGAUAUUCUGUCUUGGUUGUUACGCUGGAUACUUGGUCCCUGGCCUGGCGACCAGCGGACUUGGACAAUGGUUACGUUCCAUUCAUUCGGGGAGUUGGCAACAAGAUCGGCUUUACAGACCCUGUGUUCCGCGCACAGUAUGAGAGAGCGUCCGGCUCAAAGGUAGAAGAGGAUAUUCUUGGGGCGUCCAAAUCGUGGAUUUCCCAGAUAUUUUUCGGUCAGCCGCAUACAUGGGAGCAAAUUUCAUUUCUACGAAAGAGUUGGGAAGGCCCACUUGUACUGAAGGGCAUCCAGCAUGUGGAUGACGCCAAGCUUGCCCUUGAAGCAGGAUGCGAUGGCAUCGUGGUUUCAAAUCAUGGAGGCCGCCAAGUCGACGGUGCUAUUGGCUCACUCGAAGUCCUUCCAGAGAUAGUCGACGCUGUCGGAGACAAACUAACGGUUCUAUUUGAUUCUGGUGUUCGCACUGGGGUAGAUGUUAUUAAGGCGCUCUGCCUAGGAGCCAAAGCAGUCUUGAUUGGCAGGCCUGUGAUCUAUGGGUUAGCAAUCGGUGGAAAGCACGGGGCAGAAGCCGUGCUGAAGGGAAUAUUGGCAGAUCUCUGGCAGAGUAUGAAGCUCUCAGGGAUGCGGACCGUUGCCGAAUGCAACCGAGAAGUGAUCAGGAAAGUGAUGUAUCCGGGCGAUGGAAAGGCUAUGUGGUGAUAUGCAGCGUGUUAUUGGCCGUCGAUGGAAUCGGCCCAAUCAAGGAAGGAUCUGACGAUGGAAUUUGGGGAGAAUGAGGGGGAAAACUGGAGCCUGUGGGGUACACACCGUUUUUUUCCCUGCAACUGCUCGCGUGCCUCCCCAGCAUCGAACUCAAGUGGCGACCCCUGCCGAGGCGGAACUCGCUCGAUACCUGAAUUC